Molecule: messenger RNA, 1857 nt
Organism: Amphimedon queenslandica
Lineage: Eukaryota; Metazoa; Porifera; Demospongiae; Haplosclerida; Niphatidae
Product: CDK5 regulatory subunit-associated protein 1-like
Exons: 14
Coding region: 5-1738 (577 amino acids)
Biological process (GO): negative regulation of cyclin-dependent protein serine/threonine kinase activity; tRNA modification
Cellular component (GO): cytosol; mitochondrion
Molecular function (GO): tRNA-2-methylthio-N(6)-dimethylallyladenosine(37) synthase activity; 4 iron, 4 sulfur cluster binding
Source: RefSeq, a predicted model, not a curated record
AAAGAUGGCGGUUGCUUUGAAGCAGUCUUAUUUGAGGCCUUAUUCUCCUUCCAGCUCUCCCUUUACUUGCAGUUUGAGGUCAUUCUUCUCUUUUAUGAGGUACUAUAGCUCCUGCUCCCUCCCUCCAGGCCCUGGACUCGAAGACUUUAUAAAAGAAAGAGAGUUCAAAGAUAUUCAGUUAUCAGGGACUGCUCUAAUGGAGGAUGACCACUCACCUCCACCUUAUCUAAAUGAGGAAACCAUUGCAGGAAGGAACAGAAAAGUCUAUUUUGAGACGUAUGGCUGUCAGAUGAAUGCUAAUGAUACUGAGAUUGCAUGGUCAAUACUAAGUAAUGCUGGAUAUCGUAGAGCUAAGGAAAUAACCGAUGCUGAUGUCAUAUUAGCUGUAACUUGUGCCAUAAGAGAAAAUGCCGAAAACAAGGUUUGGAAUAGACUUGACUACUUUAGUCAUUUAAAACAAAAGAGAUCAGCUAACCUUCCUCCACUGAAAGUUGGACUAUUAGGUUGCAUGGCUGAGAGAUUGAAAGAAAAGUUACUUGACACUGACAAACAAGUAGAUCUCAUCGCCGGACCAGAUGCGUAUCGUGACCUCCCCAGACUACUAGCAGUGACUGAGAGUGGAGAAGCAGCAGUUAAUGUGGCUCUGUCUCUUGAUGAAACUUAUGCUGAUGUCUCUCCAGUUAGACUCAAUGAGUCAUCUCCAACAGCAUUUGUUUCAAUCAUGCGUGGGUGUGACAACAUGUGCAGUUUCUGUAUUGUCCCGUUCACUCGUGGGAGGGAGAGAAGUCGUCCAAUGAGUUCAAUCAUAUCUGAAGUGAAGUCUCUAUCAGAACAAGGUAUAAAGCAGGUGACACUGUUAGGUCAGAAUGUUAAUAGCUACAGAGAAUUGUCACCAUCUCACUCGUCAUCUUCCCUAACUAAUCUCAGCAGAGGAUUCUCAUCAAUUUAUAAAAGCAAGGAAGGAGGAAGGAGGUUCGCUGAACUGCUUCAUGAAGUAGCACAAGUUGAUCCAGAUAUGAGGAUCAGAUUCACAUCGCCGCAUCCUAAAGACUUUCCUGAUGAAUUGUUGGAGGUUAUUAGAGAAAAUGGUAACAUCUGCAAGCAUAUACACCUUCCCAUUCAAAGUGGUAGCACAAGAAUUCUACAGCUAAUGAGAAGAGGUCAUACCAGAGAAGCUUAUCUGUCUCUUGUUGACAGAAUAAGAAGUAUUAUACCAGGUGUAGCUAUUUCAACAGACAUUAUUGCUGGAUUUUGUGACGAGAGAGAGGAAGAUCAUAAUGACACUUUAUCACUGAUGGAGCAAGUCAAAUAUGACAUGGCAUUCAUGUUUGCUUACAGCAUGAGAAAAAAAACGCAUGCAUAUCACAGGCUGAAGGACUCAGUCCCUGAAGAUAUAAAAAAGAAAAGAUUGGCAGAAAUCAUUAGCACAUUCUACUCGCUCUCUGGGUCUAGGAAUAAGAGAUUCAUAGGGACAGAGCAGCUAGUCUUACUAGUGUCUGCUACCAAGAGAAAUGAGAUGGACUGUAAAGGAAAGAGUGACACUAAUCACACAGUCAUAUUCCCAAGGAAACACCUUCCAGGGGAGGCUGAUAAUGAAGAGAGAGAACCAAAUACAGGAGAAUAUGUGAGAGUAAAGAUAACUGACUCAACUUCACUAUCUCUGAAGGGUGUGGCUAUAAGUCGUACAACUUUAACAGCAUUUAAUCAACAAAAUGACUGUCCAUCAUACACCAACUAGUAAACUAAAGCAAUAAUUAUUUAAGUACGGUACUUAUAAAUAACAUUGAUAAAUGAACUGUAUAAUAACAAUAAUUAUAAUCAAUAUAUUAAUUUGAGAUGACAUGAUUUUGAUCACAA